Molecule: messenger RNA, 858 nt
Organism: Paramecium primaurelia
Lineage: Eukaryota; Ciliophora; Oligohymenophorea; Peniculida; Parameciidae
Source: the annotation of a GenBank genome assembly
AUGAUUUUAAAAUCUGCUAAAGAAAACAAUUCUGUUCCAACAUAAACACUCUCUAAUAUAACAAGACUAUUAAAAAACAAGGCUUAACCAAAUAAUCAGAAUCCAUAACCAUCUUUACUUAAUGAUUAUAAAUUAGAAGCUCAGAUUGGAUAAGGUUAAUUUGCUUAAGUUCGAAUUUGUCGAUCUAAAGAUAAUGGACAACGUUAUGCUAUGAAAAUAUAUUAAAAGAGUAAAUUAGAUCAGAAAACCUUAAAUGGUAUUCAUAGAGAGAUUGCUAUAUUGAAAUAGUUGGAACAUCAAAAUAUCGUUAAAAUACAUAAUUCUUUAGAGGAUGAUAAAUAUGUACUUAAUUAUUAUAUUUAGAUUUACCUUCUACUCAAUUAUGCUUCAUCUGUAUCAUUAGCUGAAUUUACUAAAGAUAGGUAGUUAUCAGAAUAAUAAAUUAAAAUUAUAUUCAAGUAGUUGAUGAUGGCUGUUCAAUAUUUACAUUCAAAGUGUAUAUCACAUAGAGAUAUCAAAUUGGAAAACAUUCUAUAUAGUUAACAAAUAGUUUUGAUUGAUUUUGGAUUUGCAAUUUAAACAGAUAAAUUAUGUUCUGUUUAAUGUGGAACUCCAAAUUAUAUGGCACCUGAAUUGUUAAUCAAAUAACCAUACAAUCCAUUUGCUACAGAUAUAUGGGCAUGUGGAAUUGUAUUGCAUUAAUUAUUAGUUGGAGAAUUUCCAAAGAAUAAUAAAAUAUCGAAUUCUAUUUCUGGACCUUUAUAAAGAAUUUUAUUGUCAUGUCUAGAUAAGAAUGCAGAAAGAAGAUGGACAGCAGAUAAAGUACUAAAUGAACUUAAUCAAAUUACUUAUUAAUGA